ACCGAUCCCGCAUCAGUUUCAUCGGGCAGAGGCAUGGCAGAGCACGGCAUCGGCAGCAGAGCGGCACGGCUGGGGGUCGGGCGCUGCGUGCUGCUGGCCGCGCUCUGCCUGCUGCUGCCUUCCACGUGGGCACUGCCACCUCCUGCCCACAACCUGGCCAAGGGACUCAACUGCUCCAGGGCGCUGCUGGCCGCUGCAAACGAGGCACUCCUGAAGGUGCAGAAGCAGAGGACGCUGGGGUUUGAGUGCACCCUUGAAGAGGUCGAUCUUGAAGACGUCACCAACAGUCAGAGCAACACAAUAAAGUCCUGCACGUCUCAGGAUCCGGGGCCUGGAAACUGCCCCGUACUGGAAAGUUCUACUUUAGAUAUGAGCAAAUGCCUGCAGGGGAUCUACGAAGACCUGAAAACCUACAAGGCAGAGCUGGGGAACCUCAGGGAUCUGAGGGUGCUGACAUCCAUUGAUGACAUGAUGCAAGCCCUGCAGCCCCGCAGCCCAGCCAUGCCGCAGCCCUCGCCCAGCACCACCCUUGGCUCCUUCCAGGGCCGCAUGCGGCUCUGCGGGGUCCUGCACGCCUUCUGCCUGCGCGCAGUCACCAUCGGCAGGAUGCUGGGCUACCUGAGUGCCCUCACUGCAGAGAUGUAAGAAGCAAACGCAGCAGCACAGACGCCCUGCUGUACAGCUACUUAUACACCAUGUUCUGCUGUCGGUGCCUUUCAAGCCAGCGCAUCCAACUUCUAAGCCUGGGGACAAUAAGCUGUAUUGUAUGAGAACGUUCUCAGACCGCCGAGCGCUCAGCUGCUGUUUGUCUUCAGUGUUUUAUUUAUUCAAUUGUGAGCUCCCGAAACGGAUAUUUAUAAUAAUCCUGGUUUAUUUAUGAUGAUGAGCCUUAUUUAUUCUAUUUAUUGCCUAAUAAAAUUGAAAUUGACAUAAAAG
This is a messenger RNA of Gallus gallus (chicken), 936 nucleotides long. RefSeq names its product interleukin 12A (gene IL12A). Gene Ontology annotation, molecular function: interleukin-12 receptor binding; growth factor activity. Lineage: Eukaryota; Metazoa; Chordata; Aves; Galliformes; Phasianidae. The transcript is spliced from 5 exons. The record is from RefSeq and is marked validated. Gene Ontology annotation, cellular component: extracellular region. Gene Ontology annotation, biological process: immune response. The coding region runs from base 34 to 645 and encodes 203 amino acids.